AUGGGCGAGCGCUCCACGAAGAAGUUCAAGGUCGUUCUGCUCGGCGAAGGCCGCGUGGGCAAGACCUCCAUCCUGCUGCGCUACAUCAAGGGCGAGUACGACGAGCGGCAGGUGUCGACGCUGCAGGCCUCGUACCUGGACAAGCGCCUGCUGGUAGACAACCGCCGCGUGGCGCUCUCGCUCUGGGACACGGCCGGCCAGGAGCGCUUCCACGCGCUGGGGCCCAUCUACUACCGCGACGCGGACGGCGCGCUGCUGGUUUACGACAUCACGGACGCCGAGUCGUUCCGCAAGGUGCGCACGUGGGUGCGCGAGCUGCGGCGCAUCGUGGGGGACGACAUCUCCAUCUGCAUCGCCGGCAACAAGAGCGACCUGCACCGCAACCGCAAGGUGCCCGAGGACGAGGCGCGGCGCUACGCCGAGUCGGUAGGCGCCGCGCACUUCGACACGUCGGCCAAGCUCAACCGCGGGCUCGAGGACGUGUUCGUGGAGCUCACGCGCCGCAUGCUGGAGCGCGCCGGCGGCAAGAAGAAGAAGGGCAGCGCGCUAAUCGCGGACGAUGACGACGACGAGGAGGACGUGCGGGCGCAUCCCCCCUCCUCCUCCUCGUCGACCCGGCAACAGCAACAGCAAAUGCAGCAGGUGCAGAAGCAGCACCCAGCGCAAAUGCAACAGCAGGGGGCAAGAGCAGAGGAGCCGCCGAGAAGUCGCGGGGGCGGGAGGGGCCAGCCCAUUCAGAUUGUGGAGGAGGACGACGGCUUCAACCCCGCGGCCUCCAGAAGUAGCGGGCUCAGGGUGCGGGGCGCCACGCACGUGGACACUGGCAAGGCCAAGAGCGGCUGUUGCUGAGAGAAGCGGAGGAAGCGGAGUGGGAAAGAUACUUUUUUGGAGAGUUGGUUGCGGAGGGAGAAGAGUAUUGGAAAGAUGCAGAGGGGAUAAGAAGAAACAAAGAUGCAUAUUUGCUUUUU
Molecule: messenger RNA, 968 nt
Organism: Phytophthora sojae
Lineage: Eukaryota; Oomycota; Peronosporomycetes; Peronosporales; Peronosporaceae
Exons: 2
Coding region: 1-849 (282 amino acids)
Biological process (GO): Rab protein signal transduction
Molecular function (GO): GTPase activity; GTP binding
Source: RefSeq, a predicted model, not a curated record